Messenger RNA from Myxocyprinus asiaticus (Chinese sucker), 6864 nucleotides. RefSeq names its product palladin-like. NCBI's taxonomy places the organism in Eukaryota, Metazoa, Chordata, Actinopteri, Cypriniformes, Catostomidae. The transcript is spliced from 23 exons. The record is from RefSeq and is a predicted model, not a curated record. The coding region runs from base 229 to 4446 and encodes 1405 amino acids.
CAGAUGGGACAGCAGGCCACUCUGCAGCCACCGUGUAGCUCUUGAACCGGCUCACCUUAGAGCACACUGGCAACUCAACCAAACAAGCAAGACAAAGGAAAAAAUAGGAAAGAGAAAGACUCACAACUCCUUGGGAAAAGAGAAUUUUCUAAUUUUCUGACAUACAGAACAUCAGAAAAACUGGAACCUUCAGACUGGGACGGACGUUUGCAGAAACUGACUUGAAGGAUGCAGAACGGAGGCUGGAAUGCCACACUCCCCCUCUCUCUCCUGAUAAAAGAGGCGUGUCCUCCAGGGGGCAUGUCUCUGGAGGGGGAUGGGGGCGGGCUUUCAGGGGCAUCUCUUGAAGGCGAGUUUUUCUUGGACUCUGUGGCUGAGCUAGAGAUUGGGGAUGGGGACUUUCCAGAACUUUCUGCUUUCCUGAGCCAAGAUGAGAUCAGCCACAGUCUGGACCUGGCCCGGGAGGCCAUGAGUGACGCAGGUGACCCAAAUGACCUUGAUGAACCACCAGCCCCCACAGAGAAUCUCCCUCUUUACUCAGAAACCAAAGACCACACCCUUCCAGAUUCUGCAUUAACUCAAAUAUCCCAGUCAUCUGACAUUGCAUCAGGUAAAGUCUCCUCCAAUCAGAGCACUGCCCCUGAAUCACCUGAAAAGUUUGUCUGCCAAAAAUCCAUUGCAUCAGUAUAUAAGCAGGACCGGCCCCGGUUAGUCCACAGAGGCUUGGAGCUGAAUGAACGAGCUGCUUCGGCUACCGAAUUCUGUAGCCGAGCUGCCACCUUCAUUGAGGAGCUCUCUUCCAUCUUCAAAGGCUCCACACGUGUGGAUCACCAAGGUGAUGAAGACUCCUCCUCGCCUGACAGUGGUUACCUUUCUCCAAGGAGCCACCGACUGGCCGCACAGCAGGCUCAACAACCUUCGUCAUCUUCCUCUUCCUUAGAGCCCCAGCAGGAAGACAGACUCCAGGACCAGGCUGGUUCAUAUAUGGCUGAACAUCAGGGGCGAGGGGUUAGUCUAGAUGGACCCAUGGCUCCUCCACACUUCAUCCAGAAACUGAAGAGCCAGGAGGUGGCAGAGGGUAGCCCAAUCCGUCUAGAAUGCCGGGUGACAGGGAACCCCCUUCCACUAGUCAGGUGGUUUUGUGAGGGGCGGGAGCUGCACCACUGCCCUGACAUUCAGAUCUGUCGUGAUGGUGACCUGCACACACUGGUGAUAACUGAAGCAUUUGAAGACGACACUGGCAGGUACACCUGCGUAGCUUCCAACGCACUGGGAGCAGACAACACCUCUGCAGAGGUCUAUAUUGAAGGUGCUUCUUCCUCUGACUCCGAAGGUGAAGGAUUCUUGUCGAAGUCUAGGUCCAGAGCCAUGCCACAGGCUAAGAAGAAAACCACCUCGGUUUCAUUGACGAUACACACAGGAUCCCCAAAGAGCACAGAGGCCCAGCCUCAUCGCUCCACGCUGGUCCAGCCGAUUUCUACUACACCACAAAGAGUUCAGAGUCCAGUUUCCUCUCUCUAUGCUGGUGAUACUCUUCCGAAAGCACCCCCUACCUUCACUAAGAUGUUGCAGGACACGCAGGCAUCUGAGGGUCAGGUGGUGGUUUUGGAGUGUCGGGUAAGAGGAAGUCUUCCUCUGCAGGUCCAGUGGCUUCGGGAGGGUCAGGAGAUCCAGGACUCCCCUGACUUCCGAAUUCUGCAGAAGAAGCCAAGAUCAGCAGCAGAACCAGAGGAGAUCUGCACACUGGUGAUUGCAGAAGCGUUCCCUGAAGACGGAGGUCUGUUCUGCUGCACUGCAACCAACCAAUACGGCUCAGUUAAUAACACUGCACAGCUCACUGUCACCCCAGUUGCUGAAGAGUUGCCCAGCAACUGCGUUUCCAGGGACGAUAUGGUGUUUGAGGACAGCCAACCAUUCCCGCCUCCUCCUCCGCCCACUGAGAUCAGUUUGUUGGAAGUCCCGCCCAAAACUCCGCCCAGCACUGAGGCCUUCCAGAUAAAUGAACUGGACAUCUGGCCCAGUGUCACAUCGUUGCCUGUGCAGAUCUCCACCGAUAAAGAGCAUGAAACUCUACUCAACAAACCUUUACAAAAUGGUCAGGCAGUGAACAAGCCACCUGAUGAGAGUCUGCCAACACCUUCAAGUGUAAAGGAAACAGCAGCUCCACCUCCAUCGCCGUCACAAGUUAAGAGUGCCCCACCUCUCCCCACCAAACCCAAACUAUCGAAUGAGCAAGCAGACGACCUCUCAAGCGAAAGAAACGCCGCACAGCUGAAGCAGCUUCAAGAUCAGAUUCUCCUAGAACAGCAACAACAGCUAAGUCAGGAAAUUCCCCCUCCUCAUCAACACUCAAAGGAAGUCCCACCUCCAUCUCCGCCUCUCCCACCUCCUCCCUUCUUCCAGGAGUUGGAGUGUAGCACCAUGCAGACAAGCACCUUCAACUAUGCCCGGCCUAAGCAGUUCAUUGCUGCCCAGAUCCCCACAACAACCGGGGGACCACUUGGAUACAGCAUCCAGUCCUCUACCACCUCAGGUUCCAGCCUGGCCUCCCCACUGUCCCCAACCACAAGCCACAAACCCUUCAGCCGCGUCAACCUUCCACUCUUCCAACAGCAGCCGUCACUGACUAAAGGAAGCAGUGUGGAGUCUCCCAGCUCGCCCUCUUUCCCCCCACCCCCUCCACCCUUUCUCAGCUCCAGCAAUAUCUCCUCUCCUUCUGGCUCAGCACAAGACUUCCCUCCACCGCCUCCGCCACCUGUCACAUCAAGCCCCACCCGCUCAGAGAGCUCCUCUCCCUUCACAUCCAUGCCACAAUCACCAGCCGGGUUUCUGGUAUCAGUGCUCCCAUCCUCACCACCUCCGCCACCGUUAAACACCCUGGGCCUGCCCAAGGGUAAUGGUACAGUGGCACUGCCACGUAAGUCUACAUCCCGCACACCACGCAUCAUCUCUGAUUCUGAUAUCCAAGGAUCCAAAGAUGCUGUCAUACAAGAUCUGGAGAGAAAACUACGUUUCAAAGAGGAGAGGCUCAGCAAUGGUCAACAGAGGUUAACUUAUGAGGAGAAGAUGGCUCGCAGGCUGCUGGGGGCUGACAAUGCUGCCACAGUGCUUAACACACAACAGGUGGCAGAGGAGACAGUAACACAGGAAGGCAGCUCAGCUGAUUCAGAGUCUGUCCCUCAAAAGGAGUAUAAAGUGUCAAGCUUCGAACAGCGGCUGAUCAGCGAGAUUGAGUUCCGUCUGGAGCGCUCGCCUGUGGAGGAAUCUGAUGAUGAUGUCCAGCACUAUGAAGACACACCUGGAGAGGUUGCACCAUUCUUCGAUCAGAAGCUAAAGCACUACAAGGUUUUCGAGGGCAUGCCAGUUACCUUUAGCUGCAAGGUCAUUGGAGACCCAAAGCCAAAGGUGUACUGGUUUAAGGAUGGAAAGCAGAUCUCAAAGCGCAGUGAACACUACCGGAUCAGCCGCGAGGCAGAUGGCACAUUCUCCCUGCACACAGCAGCUGCCUCACUAGAUGAUGAUGGAAACUAUACUGUUAUGGCAGGCAAUCCAGCGGGGAGAGUGAGCUGUACUGGAAGGAUGAUGGUCCAGGCUGUGAACCAAAGGGGGCGGAGUCAGCGCUCCACACCUGGUCAUAUCCGCAGACCACGCUCAAGGUCCAGAGACAGUGGUGAUGAGAAUGAGAACAUUCAGGAACGUCACUUCCGUCCUCACUUCCUGCAGGCCCCCGGUGACCUUAUAGUGCAGGAGGGCAAACUCUGUCGCAUGGACUGCAAGGUAAGUGGUUUGCCAACACCUGACCUCAUCUGGCAGCUGAAUGGCCGGACCAUCCGUCCAGACUCUUCCCACAAGAUGCUGGUGAGGGAGAACGGUGUUCACUCACUGGUCAUUGAGCCGGUCACUAGCAGAGAUGCAGGCGUGUACACGUGCAUCGCCAGUAACAGGGCUGGACAGAACUCAUUCAGCUUGGAGCUAAUUGUUGCAGCCAAAGAGAUGCAUAAAGCCCCGUGUUUCAUCGAGAAACUCCAGAACACAAGUGUCGCUGAGGGUCACCCUGUACGUUUAGAGUGCCGUGUGUCUGGUGUUCCUUUCCCACAGAUCUUCUGGAAGAAAGAAAACGAGUCCUUCACUCACAACACAGACAGGAUAAGCAUGCACCAGGAUAACUUUGGUUACCUCUGUAUGAUCAUCCAGCCUGCUCUGAAGGAGGACGCAGGCUGGUACACAGUUUCAGCAAAGAAUGAAGCUGGCAUUAUCUCAAGUACAGCACGUCUUGAUGUGCAUGCCCAGUGGCAGCAGACUCACACCCCGAAGCCCAAGAAAGUCCGCCCAUCAGCGAGCCGCUACGCCGCUCUGACGGAACGGGGUCUGGAUGUGAAGGCGGCCUUUUUCCCAGAUUCCAACCCUCUUCUUCCCGGUGCCCUAGUGGAGAGUGAUGACCUGUAGAGACUAGCAUGGAGACUAUCCCUCGAUUGCAUCGGCAAUAUCCAGUGUACUCAAUAAUUCUCACCCAUUUCCCAGCACGAACCUCUUAAUAGGGUUGGAUGAGCAGAGAAAAGUGAUCGAAUGAACGAUUAACAGCCAUUCAUUCAGUCAGACUGAAGGGAAGGGAGCAAGUUGGUCAGCAUUUCUUCAGAGUCUGAUUCAUGAUUUUUAAGAUCAGAAAAAUAGACCAUUCACUAUACUUUUGUCAUGUUUUCUGAGGGGAAGGGAUUUGGGUGGUUGUGAGUUCAUAUCCUGCUUGUAAACAGACUUAAUGGUAUGCUGGCGCACUUAUCAUACCCAUAUCUGCUAUCAGAUACAAAUACACACACAACUGCACAUGCUUUGAGGAAGGAGGUAGUAUACCGAUGAUCACCUUUUUGUCAUCUCUUAAUUUUUUCACAAGUGCCUAGAAUAUCUUUAAAAAUAAAAUAAAAAAUAGCAUCUAGCUAUGCAUGUUACUACAGUGCCAACAUGUAACACUUUUUAUGUAUUUAGUUAUAAUGCCUUUAGAUAUAUUUAUGAAUCGCUGGAGGAAAUAUUUUCCUCUCCAGCACAGGAAAUAAAACUUUUUGGGGUGGUUCUCUGGAAGUGGGUGACAGGGCUUUGAAGAGGUGGGGAAAAGUCAAGGACACACCUAAAGCUGCAGAGACCUGAUCGUCCCUGGAGCCUCAGCGUCCUUACAAUGACAAAAGAGGUCCCAGAUAACAAUCUGCUGCUUUUCUGUCAACCGCAGUAUUGACAGAUGCACACUGCUAUUGAGAUGAGCGGUGUCUGGAUCUCAGCACAAGUCUAGAGAUGUUGCACAAGGCCGGGCCUUAAUGAUCUUGUCCCACCCCAUCUUUUGUUAGUUUUUAGGAGAGAUUAAAAGCGGAGACUGAUAUGUCGUUAACAUGAGUAAUGAAAUUGGAAAGAGUUUUGGCUGACUGACAGGUUUUGAUGAAUACAAAUGUUGUGUUUCCAUGGAAGUGAGAGUGAUGAGAAAUGCCUAUGAUGGAAGUACAGGAAACAGGUUUAUGGGCUGUGCAGUGGAGGAGGAACUGCUGGUAUGGAUGAAGAUAAGACGUUUAUACAAUUAUGAUUGAUUCAAAAUGAUUUUAAUGAUUAUGGUCAUGCAUGGAAUGAAUAGAUGGUAACGCUUUGACAGGUGGUUGCAGUUUUCAGGUUUGGAAUUACAGAAACAUGCAAGAACUUGCAUGCAAAAUGUGAUAUUGAUGGCAAAGAUUUGAUAAAGGAAUAGUUCACCCAUUUGCACACCCUCAUCAUAAUGAACUAUCUCUUUUUAAGCAUUUACAUUUUGACGAAUUCCUUAUAGAAAAGUAAUAGAACCAGUAUUUUCUGCGUCUCAUUCACAUACACUUCCAGUAAUUGUUUCCACAACAUUUCCUCUAAUCAUUAAAGGGAUAGUUCACCCAAAAACUGAAUGUCUCUCAUCAUUGACUUGCCCUCAGACCAUACCAGAUGUAUAUGACUUUCUUUCUUCUGCAGAACACAAAUUAAGAUUUUUAGAAGAGUAUCUCUGCUCUGCAAGGCCAUACAAUUCAGGUGAAUUGUGGCCAGAACUUUGAAGCUCCAAAAAGCACACAAAGGCAGCAUAAAUGUAAUCCAUACAACUCUAGUGGUUAAAUCCAUGUCUUCAGAAGCAACAUGAUUGGUGUGGGUGAGAAACGGAUCAAUAUUGAAGUCCUUUUUUACUAUAAAUGUCCACUUUCACGUUCUUUUAUUUUUGUCGAUUUGCAUUCUUUGUGCAUAUCACCACCUACUUGUCAAAGGAGAAUUGAUAUUAAAAAAGGACUUAAGCAUUGACCUGCUUUUCACCCACACCCAUCAUAUCGCUUCUGAAGAUAUGGAUUUAACCACUGGAAUGGUAUGGAUUACUUUUAUAAUGUCUUUGUGAUUUUUGGAGAUUCAAAGUUCUGGUCACCAUUCACUUGCAUGUGAGGACCUACAGAGCUGAAAUAUUCUUCUAAAAAUCUUUGUGUUCUGCAGAAAAAAGUAAGUCAUGCACAUGGCUUGAGGGUGAGUAAAUGAGAGAAUUUUAUUAUUUUAAAUUUAGUGUAAAAUAAUUUUUGGGGUAAUUCAAUAACUAAGCCAUCAUCUCUCACACACACACACACACACACACACACACACACACACACACACACACACACACUGAUAUUUGCAGCGUAUAUACACAUAACACAGAAAUGCAUACGUAUAAGCCUGUGAUUACAUAUGUUCUUUCUUAGACAGCUGUUUUAUCCUUGAAAUAAAAGAUAUUGGGAUGCUCUUAUUCUGCAUUUAUUUUCUGUUUUCCAAGCCAACCUGUGCCUGUAUACGGACUGUUCUUAUUCUGUUUUGAUAUAUGAAUAGUAACAUAAAUAAACAUCUCUGGAAGUA